This is a messenger RNA of Dinoponera quadriceps, 2074 nucleotides long. It is a transcript of the gene Pak, whose product is annotated as serine/threonine-protein kinase PAK 1. Gene Ontology annotation, biological process: regulation of MAPK cascade; protein phosphorylation; intracellular signal transduction. Bases 147 to 1976 code for a protein of 609 amino acids. The record is from RefSeq and is a predicted model, not a curated record. Gene Ontology annotation, cellular component: cytoplasm. Lineage: Eukaryota; Metazoa; Arthropoda; Insecta; Hymenoptera; Formicidae. Gene Ontology annotation, molecular function: ATP binding; protein serine/threonine kinase activity. The transcript has 9 exons.
CAUCAUCGUAGUCUCCGUCGUCGUUGUUGCCGUCGUUGUUACUGUCGUCGUCGCCACAGCUCGCCGACUUCAACCUCGUAUUUCUUCGCACAGAGACGCAGCAACGGAGGAUAGACUGGCAACAAAGGAACAGAAGCAGAUACAACAUGUCAGAUGAGGAAGACAAACCCCCUGCACCUCCUGUACGAUUGACGUCAAACAGGGGUGAAUCUGCGCCUAAUUUACCAGUGGACAUGCGUCCACUGCCUAAAGAACCAGACUCUGAUGAACGUAAGAAAAAGACGUUGAAGGGCAAGAUGAAGGUGAAGGAGAACAAGGACAAGCCCAAUAUCAGUUACCCCACGAAUUUCGAGCACACCGUUCACGUGGGAUUUGACGCUGUAACCGGUGAAUUUACGGGUAUGCCGGAAGCGUGGGCGAGACUGCUUAUGUCCAGCAAUAUCAGUAAGCAAGAACAAAAGAAGAAUCCGCAAGCUGUUUUGGAUGUAUUAAAUUGGUACGAUAGUAGCAGUAAAGAAGCGAAAGGCUCCAAAUACAUGACCACAACCAAGAUGGUCGGGGUGGUCGCUCCAAUCGAAAGGGCGAGUAGUCCUCGAAGUAUGGGAAUAGGUAUCAACACGGGGGUGGGUGGUAACAUUCGCGGACAAGCAAUGUCCCAAGCGUCUGGUAGCUCACAUUCUCAGCAGUCGUUGAGCAGACUGAGUAGCAGUAGUCCGAGUAGCACACCGACGGACGCGUGUGCGACCAGUUCCGAGCAGGAAGACGAGCCGCCGCCUCCGCCGAUCUCCGCUCGACCGGAACGCACGAAGUCAAUUUACACGAAACCCAUAGAAGAGGAACCACCGCCCCCGUUGACAACUACAGCGUUGGGCUCACCGCAACGAAAUGGCAUGCAGCAGCAGCAGCAGCAACAACAACAACAGCAACAGCAACAACAACAACAACAGCAACACCAGUCUCAGUUAGAUAGAAAUAAGAAUCAAGCGACACCAACGUCAACGACGACCGAUCAGACGCGACCGGCGCAAGGCGAUAAGGCUAGGAAGAAGAAGAUGUCGGACGACGAGAUAUUAGAGAAGCUUAGAACAAUCGUGAGCGUAGGGGAUCCUAAUAGAAAAUACACUAAAAUGGAGAAGAUAGGACAAGGUGCCUCGGGGACGGUGUACACGGCAAUAGAAACGUCCACCGGCAUGGAGGUUGCGAUAAAACAAAUGAAUCUGUCGCAACAACCGAAAAAAGAGCUUAUAAUAAACGAGAUCCUGGUGAUGCGGGAGAACAAGCAUCCGAAUGUUGUAAAUUACUUGGAUAGUUACUUAGUAGGGGAAGAACUAUGGGUAGUCAUGGAAUAUUUGCCGGGUGGCAGCUUGACCGAUGUUGUGACUGAGACGUGUAUGGACGAAGGUCAAAUUGCCGCGGUGUGUAGGGAAGUUUUGCAGGCGCUGGAGUUCCUUCACUGUAAUCAGGUUAUACACAGGGAUAUCAAGUCUGAUAAUAUCUUGCUCGGUUUGGAUGGCGGUGUGAAACUGACGGAUUUCGGCUUUUGCGCGCAAAUCUCGCCGGAACAGAACAAACGAACGACGAUGGUCGGCACGCCGUACUGGAUGGCGCCGGAGGUGGUAACGCGUAAACAAUAUGGGCCUAAGGUCGAUAUAUGGUCGUUGGGAAUAAUGGCAAUUGAAAUGAUAGAAGGAGAACCGCCGUAUCUGAAUGAGAAUCCGCUGAGAGCUCUGUACUUGAUCGCGACGAACGGCAAGCCGGAAAUCAAGGAGAAGGAAAAGUUGUCACCUUUGUUUCAAGAUUUCCUAGAUCGGUGUCUAGAGGUUGAGGUAGAGAAACGAUCUGGAGCUUCCGACCUAUUACAGGUAAGAGAUAUAUAUGAGAUAUACUGUUCUUGUUAUACAAGAGGAAUCGUGAUGCGUAUGUAUGCCUCUUCCGCGUGUGUUCCAAGAUUAAUUGGAAAUACGUGUUUAAAUUGAAUUGCAGCAUGCUUUUCUGGGUUUAGCCAGGCCACUGGCUUCGUUAACACCUUUGAUAAUGGCGGCGAAGGACGCUGCUAAAGGUAAUUAAUAAAAGA